This is a messenger RNA of Cantharellus anzutake, 753 nucleotides long. RefSeq lists its product as uncharacterized. NCBI's taxonomy places the organism in Eukaryota, Fungi, Basidiomycota, Agaricomycetes, Cantharellales, Hydnaceae. Bases 1 to 753 code for a protein of 250 amino acids. The record is from RefSeq and is a predicted model, not a curated record. The transcript has a single exon.
AUGGGCCAAUUAGGCCCCAUUUUUAUAACAGACAGUAGCAGCCUGACAGAGGAAAUCCAACCAUCCCAACCCCAGGUCACAGAGAAAGAAUUCUCAGCCACACCCGAGCCCCAACAAACCCACAAAGCGAAGAUCACCCCAGCAUCUGGCCCUUUUGACACGCCCGAUGACACCGAAGUCAGCUACAAUGCCCGCCCACUCCCAGCCGACUUCGACUAUAAGGUCCUUGGUAUGCACAGCCCACACCUCCACCUGAACGUAACCGAUGAAGCCUGCAAAGCUUGGAACCAAGCCAACGAACACACAGUUAUCAUUAUCCCUCUCUACAUGGUGUUCUCCCUCACGAAAAUGCAAGAGGCAAAAGACCAUGCCUCCACCUUCAUUAAAAGAGCGUUCCCAGACUCAGCAGAAACACUUAGCACCAUACCAGCUGCCAAUGCGAUUGAUGCCCAGGGAGACGACCCCCUCUCCUGGGGUAUCAUGAUUGAUGGCUUGACACUCUGCGAUGCUGCAACGCUCCUCUACCACCAAUUCUGGCUCUCCAAAGCAUUCAGCUUUGUGGCACACCCAGCCUCCGAGUUCACCUCCGACUGGAUCGGAAACUGGGCAUUUGCAGCCACUGCCAGAGACUGCACGGCCAUCCAAACGUGCCUAAAAACCACCCUGAACCGCCCCUCCUCGAAAAUUGGGAAAUACCUUGUCGAAAAUGUCCCCGACAACUACAAACAUCUAACAAUAAUCAACUCAGCAUGA